Molecule: messenger RNA, 1280 nt
Organism: Vigna umbellata (rice bean)
Lineage: Eukaryota; Viridiplantae; Streptophyta; Magnoliopsida; Fabales; Fabaceae
Source: RefSeq, a predicted model, not a curated record
CCUCCAACAGUUCGAAAACAAUUCCAAAAGAAGUAUUGAACCAGGAGUUUCAUGGUGCAUUUAUUGUGACAUAUUGCAUGUGCUCUGGAAUAUCCUAUAGUUUGGCUUAUGCUACUUACUGUUUACCCACCACUUACCUAUCAUACUCAGUGUGUGAUACUCCUACUCUUUCUUUAUGUAACUGUCUUCUGUAUACCUCUUAACCAACAUCAUCUCUUGAUUUUUAAGCCCCUUUUCUCCCAAAAUCAAAACACUAACUUCAUUUUUCAUCUCGAUUCAAAGAGCAAAUGGGUGAGGAUGCAAAACAAGAAGCUGCAGAGGAGAAGAAAGAGUCUAAACCACCAUCUCCAAUUGUGCUGUUUAUUGACUUACAUUGUAUAGGAUGCGCCAAGAAAAUAAAAAAAUAUAUUAUGAAAAUGCGAGGAGUUGAAGCAGUGGUGAUUGAUAUGGCUGAAAAUCAAGUUACCAUAAGGGGAACAGUGGAGCCUGAAGCAAUAUGUAACAUAAUUACGAAAAAAACAAAGAAAAAAGUCCAAGUUAUGUCUCCAUUGCCAGAACCAGAAGUAGAACCUACACCAGAAAUUGUUACUUCUCUGGCUAUUGAACCGGUUACUGUGGAACUUAACAUCAACAUGCAUUGUGAGGCCUGUGCUGAGCAGCUCAAACGGAAGAUAUUCAAAAUGAGAGGAGUUCAAACAGCAGUGGCAGAGCUUAGCACAGGGAAGGUCAUUGUGACUGGGACCAUGGAUGCAAACAAGCUAGUAGACUAUGUCCAUAGACGCACCAGAAAACAGGUCAAAAUAGUUCCCCAGCCAGAACCUGAACCCUUAGCAGAAAAGAAAGAAUUAGAGAACCCUGGAGCAGAAGAGGUCAAACAUGAGGAAGAGAUAGAAGAAAAAGAAGAGGAGAAACCAGCAGAAGAACCUAAGAAAGAAGAAGGUGGAAAUGAUGGCAAUAAUGAGAGUAAAGAAGAGAAAGGUAUUGAAGAAGAAGAAGUGGCAAAGAAAGAAGUGGUUGGUGAUGAGAAUGGAGUGGUGGUUAACGUUGAUGAUGAAAGCAUGAAGAAGAUGAUGUACUCCUACUAUUACCAACCACUCUAUGUUAUGGAACCACCCCCUCAGCUAUUCAGUGAUGAAAAUCCCAAUGCAUGUUGCAUUUCAUAAACUCAUCACAGGAUCAAUGAAAGAAAGAAGGAGAAAGGAUUCCAUAUUGUGAAAUAUUGUUUUUAAUUAAUUUGAUGUAUGAAGAAUAUUACACAGAUAGUAAUAAUAGUUUUUUAA